CGGUCACAACAAAGGGAGGCUAGCUUUGAAAGAUUUUGUGUCUUGUGAUUUUGACAAAAUUUGUUAGAAUAUUUUGACGAUAUUCUAGUUGAUCAAACCAACUUUUGAAGGGACCAAGAAUGUCAAACAAUCAGCAGCCACCAUCAUAUCAGGAAUCUGUGGGUACAGGGGGCUACACAAACUAUGGGGCACCACAGGGCUCUGCCCCACCAGGUCCACCAGCAGGUCAGUAUGACCCCAGCAAGGGCUAUCCUGCUCCAUCCGGGUACCAUGGUGGGUACCAGCAGUUACCCAGCUACCAGAACCAACCACAGGUCGUUGUACAGCCCCAUCAACAGAUUAUAGUAGUGGGUGGCUGUCCAGCAUGCAGGGUUGGUGUAUUGGAAGAUGAUUUCACAUGUCUUGGUGUUUGUUGUGCCAUUUUAUUCUUCCCUAUAGGGAUUCUGUGUUGCUUAGCGAUGAAGGAAAGGCGGUGUCCAAAUUGUGGAGCAGUAUUUGGAUAAAAUCAGACAAGGAAUUACAGUUGUUCUCAAUUUUACAAGGAAAGUUAUGCAGUUUACUUGUGUUAUUCAUUUAAAAAUUGAAGUUCUCAAUCGUGGAAUACCCAGAAUUUAUCUGAGUUACUUGAAUUAUUACCUACUUUUUGAUAUUGUUUCACAAUUUGAGGCAGGCAUUUUCCCACAGUAGGUUAUCUUUAAAACACACUGUAACUACAUCCGUGUGGAAAUAUUUUGUUUCUUUUAUUGUUUUGAUAUAUAAAGAUACAGUAGCAGGGAUACUUAGAUAUACAGUGCAACUUCUGAAGGACAACACCAUGAGAUGACUGAAGGAGGUAAUUAUUUAUAAGAGGAACUUGUCUAGUUUGAAAUAAGAAUUCUACCUUUGUACACAGGUAUUGCCUAUCUACUUCAGAAGUGUUGUGAACAUACAUUGUAUGUUAUGCUGUAAGCAGGAGUUGUAUUAAAAACUAAUGUCUAUCUUUUUCCAUGUACAAGUUUUAUCAUAGUUAACAUAUAUGCUGUCAUGAGUUUCUUUCUCAUUCUUGCCUAUGCUUGCUUUGAUUAUUCUAUAUUCUUUUUGAGUAAAAGUUUUGAGUAAAUAACCUUAGCUGAAAAACAGAAAUAUUACUGCUUUCGUGAACUUCACUUCAUCUACACUUACAUGCAUUUCACUAUCAAACUUAAAUCUGACAAAAACUUGAAAAAUCAAAAUUGUUGACCUGAAUGUAGCAUGUUUUACAAGUAAUUUUAUAUAGUUAGCGAAAUUCAGUUUGGUUGAGAAAAUUGCUAGACCAUUAGAAAUUAUAUUCUAUCUACUGUACGUUGGGAGAUUUAUCAGUUUGGUUGAGAAAAUUGCUAAAUUGUUAGAAAUUUAUAUUAUAUCUGUAUGUUUGGAGAUUUAUAUUAUCUUAACAUUUUGUUAAUUUGAGGGGUUAUACAUAGAAAUCUGCAUUAGUAAUCCAAAAUUUACCUCCACAUAUAAAUAUAGAUAUCCCCCUAUACAUAUAUAUCAAACUGGGUGAAAACAAAUCUUUGAAUAAAUACUUAAAAUUCAGUUUUUUGUGCCCUCAAAAAAUCUAUUGGGUGGGGGGAGCACAUUUAGAGUUGCACUUGUCUCGAAAUUUGUGUUGUGCAUAUCUCAAAAAGUAUUUGACCCAGAGUCAUCAAACCUCACAGGAAUGUUAUUCAGGACAAGAAACUCUGCACCAGAGGUUUAAAUUUGGAUCUCACACAGCCAGACUGGAGUUAUGGCUGUGACUUAAUAAAAAAAUAUACAUAAAAGGAGCCUAAAUUCUUAAAAAAAGUAUUUGACCUAGGAUUAUGAAACAUUACAGGAAUGUUAUUCAGCAUGUGAAGUUGUGCACCAUGGUUUUGCUAAGAGAUAUUACUCAGCCAGACUAGAGUUAUGGCCCUUGACUUAGUCAAAAUAUGCAAACAAGGGCAUAAAAUUUGUCACACAUAUCUCAAAAAGUAUGUGACCUAGGGUUAUAAAACAUUAUAGGAAUAUUAUUCCGCAUGUGAAGUUGUGCACCUGGGAUUUUUUGCUGGAUUUCUAUCAGAUCAGAGUUAUUACCCAUAAUUGUCAAAAUAUGCAUUAAGGGCAUACAAGUUUUCAUGUAUAUUAAAAAGUAUUUGACUUAGAGUCAUAAAACAUUAGGGGAUUGUUAUAUAGCAUGUGAAGUUGCACCCCUGGUGUUUUGUUUGUGAUUUCACUCAUUGACAACCAGACCAGAGUUAUGUUCCUUCACUUAGUGAAAAAUACACAAAGUGCUUAAAAAGUUGUGUUGCACAUAUCCUAAAUAUUUCCCCUAGUCAUGAAACCAUGUAGGAAUAUUAUCCAGCAUGUGACUUUGUGCUUCUAAGUUUUCUUUUAUUUCAUUUUGCAAGAUUAGAGUUAUGGCCCUUGACUUAGUCAAAAAAAUGAAAAGUUUGUUUCCCAUGUAUUUCAAAAUGUACUAGUCAUAGAGUCAUAAAAACAUUAGAGAAUUGUUAUAUAGCAUGUAAAGUUGUGCACUGGGGGUUUCACUCAAUUAGGUCAGAGUUAAAUGGUCCUUCACUUAGUAAAAGAUACACAUGUAUGUGUGCUUAAAAGUUUGUGUUAUAUAUGUCUGAAAAAUAAUUUUACCUAGGGUCAUGAAACCAUGGGUAGUACCAUGUGACAGUAGUGGAGGGCACUUGACUAUGUCCUUUGGACACACAUCUAGUUUCUGUAUAUUUUUGUAUGUUUAACACAUAUUGCUUUUAGUUUAAGUUAAAGUAUGAAAGUAUGCAUUCCUUUUUUCUCUUACAAGGGAUAAAGUGAAAUUGUGUUACCUUUUCUUGUGGUUUUAGAACUUCUAAUCUGAAUUUGCUUGUAUAAUUAGAUGUCCUGGAAAUUUAAGGUUGUAACUGUUACUUACUACCUCAUAUGACCUACAACACAAUUUUUGGAAACUGUAUUAAAAGGGCAAUAACCUGAGCAUAAAAUCAUAAUUCUGUAACCCUGUUUACUGAACCAAAAAUGACAUUUCCCUGCUGAAUUUCUAAAAUGGACUUGUCCAUCUUUCAGUUUUGGCAAUACCAUUUAUUAUUCAAAGAGGUGUUCACUGAAAAUUUUAUGACUUAAUAGCAAACAGUGCAGACCAUGAUCAGUCUGCAUGGAUGUUCAGGCUGAUCUUGGUCUGCACUGGUCGCAAAGGCAGAAUCACUUGCAACCAGCAAGUUAAAGUUUAAUAUAAGGUUGUAUGUGUUACUUAUGUUCCAUUGAUUGGCCAGUUUUAGAAUAUCUUCUGACAGAAAAAAAAGGUUUUACCUGCUUCUUGCAACUUUUUCAGAGUGCUUUAAAUGUGAUUUCAGAUACAGCAGUUUUAAAGUAAAUAGGUCAUUAUAAAAUAGCAGGUAUGACCUUCCAUUGAAGACAAUUGUAAAAAGCAUAUAUACAUAGCUUCAGCUCCAUAAAUAAAUGACAUUCUGUACUGUCAAUAUGUACAAGCUUGAGCUAUGAGAUACCAGUUUAGAUAGGAACAAUUUCAUUGAGAAACCUAUAA
Mercenaria mercenaria is the source of this 3526-nucleotide messenger RNA. Its product is annotated as brain protein I3-like. The transcript is spliced from 4 exons. Bases 120 to 503 code for a protein of 127 amino acids. The record is from RefSeq and is a predicted model, not a curated record. NCBI's taxonomy places the organism in Eukaryota, Metazoa, Mollusca, Bivalvia, Venerida, Veneridae.